Molecule: messenger RNA, 1873 nt
Organism: Phragmites australis (common reed)
Lineage: Eukaryota; Viridiplantae; Streptophyta; Magnoliopsida; Poales; Poaceae
Product: probable ubiquitin-conjugating enzyme E2 26
Exons: 8
Coding region: 159-1586 (475 amino acids)
Molecular function (GO): ubiquitin conjugating enzyme activity
Source: RefSeq, a predicted model, not a curated record
CAGCCUCGCGAACCAAACGGACGGAAGUAACGAAACGAUUCGGAGGGCGCCGGAUAUAUCGCUACGCGCACGCGGUUCCUCUCGCCUUUCUGAUCCCCUCCCGGUCUUCGCAAAACCCGCACCUCGUCCUGCUCCGCCCGCCGCCAUUGGCUGCCUCCAUGGACGCCACCGAGCACCCACACAUGCAAGGGGGCGCGUCCUCUUCGUCGUCCUGCCGCGCCGCCGACUACUCCGCCGCGUGGGAUGCCGUGCAGCAGCAGAAGCGGCAGCGAUGCCAGAGUAUGGCGCGAGGGUUUUGGCAAAAGCUCCGUUCUUUGGGUUGGAAAAUUUCGCACACGGGUUCUUCUUCUAAUGAUCAAGUUGGAUCUAGCACAGAAAAUAAUUCUCUCCAAGCGUCUGGACCCGAGCUAAAAUUUGACUAUGGAGAAAAUGAGGAUGAAGAUUACUAUUUUGAGGAUGAAGAUGAUGGCUGCUAUGAUGAUGAUGAUGAGGGGUCAGACUAUGAGCUUGACUAUAAUCAACUGCUGGCUGAUAAAUUUGAUGAUUUAGAUCUGCCUCCAGGUGUGGAGGCUACCGUACCGUGGUUGCAGAAAGUUGAAAGGGAUGGACCUGACAAAUUUAAGUCAAUGUCAGAAAUAGAGGAAGAAAUUGCUAAGAAAUAUAACUUUUUCAAGCAGUUUGAUACUGUUGACGAUUUCUCAGAUCAUCAUUAUGCUAUAAGUUCUGUCGGAAAGGCUAGGAAAGAAUGGGCAAAAAGAAUCCAGCAUGACUGGACUCUCCUGGAGAAAGAUUUACCACCAUUAAUAUAUGUUCGUGUCUCGGAAAACCGAAUGGACCUUCUCAGGGCUGUAAUGAUUGGGCCUCAAGGAACACCCUACCAUGAUGGCCUUUUCUUCUUCGAUGCUCAGUUUCCUGCUUCUUAUCCUGCAAGUCCACCAGUGGUAUACUAUCAUUCUGGAGGGCUACGGCUUAAUCCAAAUCUAUAUUGUUGCGGAAAAGUCUGUCUUAGCCUCCUAGGCACCUGGGAGGGUCGUGGUUCUUGUGAGAAGUGGAACCCAGCUCAAUCAACCAUGCUACAGGUGCUAAUCUCCAUUCAAGCUCUCGUAUUGAAUGAGAAGCCAUACUUCAAUGAGCCAGGAUACGAACACUCUGCCAAUACUGCUGACGGACAGAGACGCGCCUCGGAGUAUAAUGAUACAACAUUUCAGCACUCAUGCAGAACGAUGUUAUACUCACUUCGUAGACCUCCGCAGCACUUUGAAGACCUCGUCGCGGGCCACUUUCGUGAACGUGGCCGUGCCAUUCUGGCGGCAUGCAAAUACUACAUGAAGGGCCAUGAGGUUGGAUCCAAAGUCCCUGAGGAGGAGGAAGACAAGGAAGAGAGCAAAAACAGUGAAGGAUCCAGCAGUAGCAGUGCAGUGAAGCCACAGCACAAUAAGCCAGGAUUGCGCACUGGUCGCAGUCCAUCCUUCAAGACCAACCUGGAGGUCCUAUUUGAGGAGCUCUUGAUGGAAUUCAAUGUGAAGGGUGCUGACACUGCAAAAUUCCGUGCUGAGAAAUUGAAGAACCAGCCCGCAGCUGCGUGAAAGGGUCCAGUUGCAGAUUUCCUCUAACCCUAGAGGUUCCAUAAUGAAGUGGAAACCAAAUAAGGAUGUUGGUUUCGCUGUUGCCUAACUAUAGGAAUGCUAUGUAGAUAGCUCCUUUUUCUCUCUUCACCGUAAAAGUCGCUAUGGACUGACGCAAAAAAACUGGAUGGUUUGAUCUUAGAUGCAGAUUGAAGUAUCCACCCCUUAUUGUGGUGGGAUCUUAAAUUGACAUCUAUAUAAGUGGUACACCUCGGCUGUCGAUCAGUGAUGGUGGUUUCUAGCAUGAA